Penicillium nucicola is the source of this 567-nucleotide messenger RNA. RefSeq names its product Glyoxalase/Bleomycin resistance protein/Dihydroxybiphenyl dioxygenase. The record is from RefSeq and is a predicted model, not a curated record. The coding region runs from base 1 to 567 and encodes 188 amino acids. NCBI's taxonomy places the organism in Eukaryota, Fungi, Ascomycota, Eurotiomycetes, Eurotiales, Aspergillaceae. The transcript has a single exon.
AUGUCCGACACAUCUAUCCUUCGACCCAACGGGUUAGCACAUGUUGUCUUCAAAACGGCCAACAUCAAAGCGCUUGUUGAAUUCUGGUCCACGUUCCUGGGAGCGGAACGAGUGUUCGAGAAUGACUUCAUUGCUUUCCUUCGCUAUGAUGACGAGCACCACCGAGUAGCCAUCAUCAAUGACAAUAGCACUAGCCCUCAUUCUGGUACGGCUGCCGGACUUCACCAUGUGGCCUUCACCUACAACACACUCCAAGGACUUUUCAAAGCCUGGGAACUGAGAGCAAAGCUUGGCAUCAAGCCAACCUGGUGUGUUAAUCACGGCCCUACGACCAGUGUGUACUACAAGGAUCCGGAUGGAAAUUCUAUCGAGACUCAGGUCGAUAACUUUGAUACUAUCGAGGAGGCAAAUGAAUUCAUGAUAUCCAAAACUUUCCGAGACAAUCCCAUUGGCACAGACAUUGAUCCAGACGAGCUGCUUCGACAGCUGGAAGACGGCACUGAUGAGAAGGUCUUGAAAACGAGAAUCGAGAUCGGGGUUCGACAUGAUAUCCCUACUGCAGUAUAA